Messenger RNA from Balearica regulorum gibbericeps (East African grey crowned-crane), 938 nucleotides. The record is from RefSeq and is a predicted model, not a curated record. Lineage: Eukaryota; Metazoa; Chordata; Aves; Gruiformes; Gruidae.
AUGUCAGUUCAUCCAGAUCUUCACCAGCACUAUGUGCGGACCUGCCAAAACUUGGGCCAAUCUGAAAACCCCUUCAUUACUCACGUGCUUCAAGAAGCUGAAAAAAAUUAUAAAAUGGGAUGGACAAAAGGGAUCACACUAAAAAUAGCUGGAAAUAAUCGUCUGGUGCCUGUGCAGAGAGUUACAGAUGACAAUCUUCAAGUUCUUACUUCUGUCUUACAGAAUACUGGAUUUGUCACAGGUUUGGAUCUUAGAUGUAAUGUAUUGACUGAUGCUGGAGCAAAGCACGUGGCAACAUUUCUCCAGGAAAACUCCACUCUGCGGUACCUUAACCUGAUGUUUAAUGAUAUUGGCACAAGUGGAGCAGAGCUGAUAGCGAGAGCACUCUAUAGGAAUGAAACUCUUGUGUAUUUGAGAAUGACUGGAAACAAAAUAGGAAACAAAGGUGGGAUGUUUUUUGCUUCAAUGCUACAAAUUAAUUCAACCUUAGAGAAGCUGGAUCUUGGAGACUGUGAUAUGGGUACGCAGUGUCUCAUAGCAAUAGCAACAGCCCUGACUCAGAACAAAUCAGUCAAAGCAAUAAACCUAAAUCGUCCUUUACUGUACAGCCAAGAGGAGGAGACCACAAUUCACGUAGCUCUGAUGUUGAAAAAGAACUCUUCUCUUGUGGAACUACAUUUGUGCAAGCACGAAAUGAAAAACUUUGGUGUGGAGCGACUGUGUGAGGCAUUGUAUGAAAAUUCCAGCCUGAGAUACCUUGAUCUGAGCUGUAAUAAAAUAACCUGUGAUGGUGUAAAAUUUUUGGGAGGACUACUAAAACGGAACCAAACCCUGGAAAUCCUUGAUCUCAGUGCAAACAGAAUAGAAGAUGAUGGAGCCAUCUACCUGAGUGAGGCCUUGGCUUUGUACAACAGGACUCUUCAGGCGUUAGUAUUUAC